Molecule: messenger RNA, 1724 nt
Organism: Pelmatolapia mariae (spotted tilapia)
Lineage: Eukaryota; Metazoa; Chordata; Actinopteri; Cichliformes; Cichlidae
Product: protein FAM161A-like
Exons: 4
Coding region: 143-1561 (472 amino acids)
Biological process (GO): cilium organization
Cellular component (GO): cilium
Source: RefSeq, a predicted model, not a curated record
AGAAUGAGGCGGUAACCAUGUGUUAAUCUUCCUGCUUGAAGUAAAACUAUUUUCCUAGGAGGUCAGUGUGCUGAGUGAGGUGACAGAGGACCUGCAGAAGGUUUGCUUCUGGCUGUGACUUUGGGAUAAAAUAAGGAAAAGGAUGGCAACUAUGUACCGAUCACCCUCUCUGGGAAACAAGGAAUUAGUGGCUCUGUAUGGAGGGGAAAGAGAUCAUUAUUUUGACAAGUAUGAGGACUGUAUCAGUGAGGAAUGUGACCUGGACUCGGAGUGCAGUGAGGAAGGAAAAGACGGGAGAGGCAUUCGCAGCUCUCUGUCACUGGAAAUCUUUGGUCUGCAGAGGGAGCAGUGUGUUUACUUCUCCAACCAGGAGUAUUACAGGAGGCUGGAGGAGCUGAAGAGCAAUCACCUGAGGAACAUGGCUGAGUUGGAGAGGAUGUACAUCAGCCAAGGCAAGGAAAGGCAUGGAGGGGGCGAUGACGCAUGUCUGGGAAGAAACAAAGAGGCCAGGCAGCUCCUCAGUGGCCCUGCCAGGAGACUCCAGAGGAUCAAUUCCCAGGAGGAGCUGGACUUCCAGGAGUCAUCAAGUGGCUCGGACCAGUCGGAGCUCUGUGGAGAGGACAGCAUUGGGGAGCUGGACUGGAUUCCCAGCCAGGAGCAAAUUUUUGAGAGAGACGUGCUGCUGAGCCCAGAGAGGAUGACGAGCCAGAACUGGUUUCGGUUCCAGCCCAAUACCUCCUGUCCGAAACCGCAGGCAAGAGUGUCCAAUCAAACUGGUGCCAGAUUUCUGCCCAACUCCAAAGUCACUGUUCCCAAACCUUUCCAGAUGAUGCUAAGAGAAGAGGAGAGGAAGAAGCACAAAGUGCGCACACGUUCGGAGAUUGAGCUGGAGAACACACUGCUGAGGCAGGAGCUGGAAGAGCUCCGAGAAUGCCAGAAAAAGUUCCGGGCGUCACCUGCUCCGGCACACAUACACCUGCCUCUCUAUGAAAUUAUCAGCCGUCGCAAUAGUCAACGGUCAAACCAAAGCAGAAGCAACACCAACAAUAACAGGAACAUGGAUACUACAAGCACCCAGACCUCUACUGCACUCUCACCACAACCUUUUCAGUUUUUGGAGAGAGAAAGGAGGAAGAAGGAGGCCAGGAUUGUGGCAGAGCUUGGAAAGUUUGGUGAGAGAAUGGAGCGACAGAACUUCAAGGCAAAGCCAAUGCCCACAUCUAUUUAUGGCACCAGACACAGAGAGGGCACCAUGACCACAAGCCGUGGUCCCCACACUCAAAUCUUCUACACAAUGGAAAGAGAAGCUAAUGAGAGCCAAAGUGAUCAAAGCUCAGACCUGGAGCUUGAUAUGCACCAAUCCGACUCCUCUCUCGACUCCUGCAGGUCCCAAAGAAGUCCUUCUUCCAAGCCAAUGAAGAAGCAAAUACAGCUGUCCAUUGAGAUGGUGAAGGGGAGAGAGACCCCCAACACAGACCCCAGCGGCUGCAACAUCUGCUUGUCUCAACAGCUGGGUGGCCCAGAGCUUCUGCUCAGUAACAAAGGUGUUCUCAGUGUGUGACAAAGUGUUUAAAACUCACAGCAAAAAGGGAGACUAGGAGCAGCUACAUCUACACUGUUUUUGAGUUAGUUUUACAAUGCAGGCAAGUCAACAUGGUUUCUAGUUGCUCUUGAUCAAACAAUAAAACACGGUUAAAGAAAUGCAUGUGCAAGGAUGUGUUGUU